Maudiozyma saulgeensis is the source of this 513-nucleotide messenger RNA. NCBI's taxonomy places the organism in Eukaryota, Fungi, Ascomycota, Saccharomycetes, Saccharomycetales, Saccharomycetaceae. The record is from the annotation of a GenBank genome assembly.
AUGCAACUACCACAAUUUCCAGGUGUUAACAUUGAGAUUUUAUUGUUUCAGGAUGUUUCAAAUGCCAAUGAUAUACGAUCAAAAAUAGCAGAAUUACCUUAUGCUUUCAUUGAUGCACGUACCAUAUGCUCUGUUGAGCAACUAAUGUCUGCUAUAUAUAGAGUAAUGAUCGAAUCGAAAUAUAAUAGACUGAGAACUAAGAGUCUUCAUUCAGAAGUAUUACUUGCCUUGUCACCUACAUCUAAUAUCGGCGAGGCAUUUAAGAAGUUUGGGAUUAGUGAUGAUACUAAAAAUCUUAUUAUGAUCGAAAUUAAUCAAGAUAACGAUAAUUCUUCUUUGGACAAGACUGUAGUAAACGGAGAAAUUGUUGACUUUAAUGAUGAUAACUUACAAAAAAAUAGUGACGUAAAUGCUAUAAGGAAAAUAUAUAAAAUCGACCAAUCUGUUGAAUUUGAGAAUAUUUCAGAAUUGUCGAGGGCUACUGUGAAUGCCAUUCAAUUGAGAGGUAUUUGA